AUGAAGACUAUUCUGCUUAUUUUAUUGAGUGUGCAGAUCUUGCUAGCUCAGGAUCCAUGGGUAACCCAUUACACAGCAUUUACAUCAGCAGAAAUAAAUGAUUUGGAUGGUAAAGAGUGAUAAUUAUGCUUAGGUUGGGUUGUAAAGAAGGCAUUUAAGGGAAACACCUUUAGUAAAUGCGACAAAGUGAGUUUGGUUGGUGGUUAUGGCGCAUUUGGAAAAGGAGCAACAGCAUUAAAAUAAUUGAAUCUUCCUCCCCAUUAUAAAUUAAAGAUUAAUGUGCAGUUAUGGAAGUAAAUUUAAUUUAUAUAAUUAAACCUCUAGAAUUGACAGUUGGGAUAAUGAAAUUAUGUUUGUUUUGGUUGAUGGUUUCAUAUGGCAAGCUAAAUGGCAUUAUUCAGAAGGAGCAAAUUUAUGUGGUGCAGCAAAUGACUGGAAAGAAGCCUUUUAUAACAUCGAAUUUGAAGUUCCACACAAUUCACCAACAGUAAGUAUAGUAUUGACAUCAAAUUUGGAUGAAGAUGCUUUGAAUGUAAGGAUAAUCAUAUAAAUAAUAAUAGGAAUCUUGGGCAUUCAGAGAUUUCAAAUUAUCAUUCCAAAGAUGUCAUCCAGAAUGUGCAGUAUGUGCAGAUAAUAAACCAGACAAUUGUUUCUUUUGGACAAAUGUAGCUACUAAUUGGAAUAAACAAAUUUCAUUAGAAGGAUGGACGUUAGAUGGAGAAGGAAAACCAGAAGGAAAUGAAUGUGCGGGAGUCCAACUCUUUGGUGGUUAUGGAAAAUUAGGAAGAAAAGCCAAUUUGUGGAAGAGAUUCACUAAUUUACCACCACACUAUUAAGUCAAGGUUAAGGUAUAAAUGUGGAAGAUUGAUUCUUGGGAUAACGAGUUGUUCUUAAUGGAAAUUGAUGAUUAAGAGAAAUUCAGACAAGCAUUUGCUUAUAAUGAAGGAGUUGAUCUUUGUGGUGUUGAUACAGGUGCUAAAUAAGGAGAAGGAUGGGCUGAAAAGAUAGUUAAUAUUGAAAUUAAUGUCCCUCACAAAUUCCCUGAAGUCAAAGUCUUAAUGAAAUCAACAUUGGAUGAACCACCUGAGAAUGAAUCAUGGGGUGUCAGAGACUUCUAAUUAUUUGCUGCCCAAUGUUUCAAGGGAUGUACCGGUUGUACUGGACCAGCUAAAUCUGAUUGUACUUCAUGUGGAUAAGGUUUCGAUCUUGUCAAUGGUGAAUGCAAAGAAGGAAGUAAUUAAAUAGAUAUAUAAAUUGAUUAGUUAAAUGGAUGACAUUGAACAGAUUCUUCUUUAAUGAUGAAUAAGACUUCUAAGGAUUGUAUGAUUGGAUUCCAUCAAACGUAUUCCAAAAUUAAAAUCCAUUUUCAACUUGUGGAUAAAAGAAAUUGUUUGGUGGUUAUCAAAGAUUUGGUGUCAAGGGUAAGGCUGAGAGAAACUUCAAUCUUCCAAAACAUUCAAGACUCAGAAUAUAAUUCUAAUUCUGGAAGAUAGAUUCAUGGGAUGAUGAGAAAUUCUAACUCUUCGUUGAUGGCAAGGUCGUCUUUGAAAGAUCUUUCGGAUUCAGUACUCCAGGACAAGCCAAAAUCUGCGGAGCUCCUUAAAGCACUUGGAUGACUUAUUUCUUCAAUGUUGAUGUCAUUCUUGAACACACCAAUCCUACUGCUAACGUUGUCUUGACUUCCACAUUAGAUUAAGCUGCUGAUGAUGAAUCAUGGGGUUUCAGAGAAUUCCAACUCCUUUAUGAAUUAAAAGAAGAUUGUGUUGAAUUGUAUACUGAAUGUGGAUUCAAGGGAACCAAAUUUGAAAUCUGUAGAGACACUCCUUCCCUUGCUAGAGUAAUCUUAUAUUUACAAUAUCUUUUUAGGAAAAGAUCAGCUAAGUCAAAUCAAUAAAGAUUCCUCCCGGAGUUGUCGUCUAAGGUUUUGAUGAAGAAGUGUACAAAGGAAAGACUGUGAAGUUCUCAUCAAGUUAAGAUUGCUUAGAAGAAAUCUAAUUUUCUUUCAUCCAAAAGAAGUUUGAAAUCAUCCAAGCUGAUGAUUCUGUCCUUGCUGCAAAUUUAAGACGUAUCAGAUUUGAUUGAUUUUAUAAUCAUA
Molecule: messenger RNA, 2095 nt
Organism: Paramecium octaurelia
Lineage: Eukaryota; Ciliophora; Oligohymenophorea; Peniculida; Parameciidae
Source: the annotation of a GenBank genome assembly